Messenger RNA from Bombyx mori (domestic silkworm), 3030 nucleotides. It is a transcript of the gene Pgm1, whose product is annotated as phosphoglucomutase. Gene Ontology annotation, cellular component: cytosol. The coding region runs from base 157 to 1836 and encodes 559 amino acids. Gene Ontology annotation, molecular function: magnesium ion binding; phosphoglucomutase activity. The transcript is spliced from 10 exons. The record is from RefSeq and is a predicted model, not a curated record. NCBI's taxonomy places the organism in Eukaryota, Metazoa, Arthropoda, Insecta, Lepidoptera, Bombycidae. Gene Ontology annotation, biological process: carbohydrate metabolic process.
UGAAUGACAUUGAAGUGAAGUCUCAGCUGUUUUUAUCAAUUCUGUUUUUAAUCAUAGCAGCACCUGGUUAUUAUGAUAAUGUAACUUUAUUUAUGCCGUGAUAUUCGUUUAAAUAACUCGUGUCCUUUACUUGAUACUUACUUAAUUACUAGAAUCAUGUCUAACAGUGUAACGGUUGACACUAAACCGUAUGAGGGCCAAAAGCCGGGCACAAGUGGAUUGCGUAAAAAAGUUAAAGUUUUCGUUCAAGAAAACUACACGGAGAAUUUUAUUCAAUGCAUUUUGGACGUGAAUAAAACCUCUUUGAUAGGAUCGACGCUGGUUGUCGGAGGAGACGGAAGGUAUCUCGUGAAAGAGGUUGUUGAUAAAAUUAUUAAGAUCAGUGCAGCGAAUGGGGUUUCGAAAUUGAUAGUAGGACAAAAUGGAAUACUAUCAACUCCUGCUGUGUCUUAUAUUAUUAGAAAAUAUAAAACUCUCGGUGGUAUAGUUCUCACGGCGUCCCACAAUCCGGGCGGUGUGGACGAAGACUUUGGCAUAAAGUUCAACUGCAGUAACGGAGGCCCAGCUUCCGAUGCUACCACCGAUGCCAUCUACAAACUCACCACCUCGAUAAAGCAGUACAAGAUUGUUCCAGAUUUAAACUGCGCCAUUGACAAAAUCGACGUACAUACUUUUCAGGUAGAUCAGCGGCAGUUUACAGUCGAAGUCAUAGAUGCAGUGGAAGAUUAUGUUUCGUACAUGAAGGAGAUCUUCGAUUUCCCGAAGAUCAAGGCUUUGAUCCAGGGAACGGAGCAGAGGAAGCCCUUCAACGUGCUCAUUGAUGCUAUGAACGGAGUAACCGGACCCUACGUGAAGCGGAUAUUCUUAGAGGAGCUAGGUUGUUCCGAGAAGAACGUGCGACGUAUCGUGCCCCUGGAAGACUUCGGCGGGGCUCAUCCGGAUCCGAACUUGACGUACGCCGCGGAUUUGGUCGAGGCUGUCAAAGAAGGGGACUAUGAUUUCGGGGCCGCUUUCGACGGAGACGGGGACCGCAACAUGAUACUAGGGCGGGACGCGUUCUUCGUGACGCCGUCGGACUCCCUGGCGGUGCUGGCCGACAAUCUGGAGUGCAUACCGUACUUCGCGCGAGGGGGCGUGCGGGGGCUGGCGCGCAGCAUGCCCACCGCCGCCGCCGUGGAUCGGGUGGCGGCCGCGCGCGCCCUGCCCCUCUUCGAGGUGCCCACCGGUUGGAAAUACUUUGGCAACCUGAUGGACGCGGGCCAGCUGUCGCUGUGCGGAGAGGAGAGCUUCGGUACCGGGUCCGACCACGUGCGGGAGAAGGACGGGCUGUGGGCGGCGCUGGCCUGGCUCUCCCUCCUGGCGCACUCCGGCCGGUCCGUGCAGGAGAUGCUGCAGGCGCACUGGAAACAGUUCGGGAGGAACUACUUCACGAGGUACGACUACGAGAACUGUUCCUCGGAGUCCUGCGAGGAGAUGAUGAGCGUCCUUGAGCGCACCAUGACCUCGCCCGGGUUCGUGGGCUCGGCGCACUCCGCCGGCGGUAAGGAGUACGUCGUCAAGCUAGCCGACAACUUCUCCUACGUGGACCCCAUCGAUCAGAGCGUGGCCAAGAGACAGGGCCUGCGGAUAAUAUUCGAGGACGGAUCCCGCAUAGUGUUCCGUCUCAGCGGCACGGGCAGUUCCGGCGCUACCGUCAGAGUCUACGUGGACUCGUACGAGGCGGUGAGCGUGGGGGGCGCCGCUGCUGACGCGCUGGGGCCGCUCGUCAGCAUCGCCCUGGACAUAUCCCGCUUGAAGCAAUACACGGGUCGGGACGAGCCCACAGUCAUCACUUAAAGUUACAACGAGAAAACUUAACACGAACUAAAACUUUACACACAAUAUUGAAUUUUAAAGAAAGUAGUUUAUGUAUUUAGUCUUAUUUAACAGAACUAAUGGUCCUCCAGUAGUCAAACUUCGACUAUAAUUAAUUAACAUUAUUGUGGUUCUAUUGUCAAAGAUUAUCAUACUUCUAUAUUAACAGAUUUCGCCAAAACUACACUAAGUAUAGAUUAUUUUUUUAGGGAUUUUAUGACCUGGUAACUAAGACCUUUAAGUCAUGUCUUAUUUUAAUUUAUAUUCUUAUUUUUAUGAAAAAAUGAUAAUAUGGGGUUAAAUGAAAUGAAAUGAGAUGAUAUGGGAUGAAAUAUAAAAUAUAAUAUAAUCUCAGUAAAAUGGUGGUCAUUUACUGAGACUUUUCCAGUGAACUUUUUGGAGGAUCCCGAGAAGUUACGUUCAGCGGCUUUGUUUUAUUAUCCCACAUUUUUGCACUUUCACAGAUACUAAACAGUUAAUAAACCACCGUUAUUACACAUUUAAGCCUGAAGAAACAAUAAACAGACAAAAUAAAACAAAUCGCACAACUUCACUACUCGUGUUCCCGCCAAAAUGUCCAUUUGCUUCAGGUAAUAAUAAUAUUAUAUAGAUUACAGAUUACUACGUGACAUCGGGUGACUAAUCACUAGUGAAAUUAGCUCUAAUGGAGAUAAGAUAAAUUUUAUUGUGGGGAGCCUCGGGGGGGGAGGCUUAUGUUCAGCAGGAGACGUCUGUCGGCCUGUUGAUGAUGACAAAGAUUGCAAUAUUAAUUUGAUGUUUUAAAUAAAUAAAUAAACAUAUUUAAAUUGAUGCUGAAGUGUAAAAAAAAACAGCUCGAUACUUAUUUAAAUUAAUUUUACGGUUCAUUGUAUGGUUUUGAAAAUUCGAUAAACUGAUCUCAAAAAGGCUAAAUUUUUUAAUUAUUUAAAUAUUUCAUUUCAUUAAAUAAAAAAAAAAAACAUGUUGCAUGUUGCAUUUUAGUUUUAUCCUAAGAUCAGUUUUAUCGAAUUUUUAUUUUAUUUUCUAUAGGUAUUGAAAUAAAAGCAAUUUUCUAUUGUGUGUUAUUUUUUAAUCACAAAACAAAAAAUAUUUUUAUACAAUAAAAGCCAAAGGCGAUGCAGCUCUUUUUUUUUAAAUAAUAUUUUAAAAUAAACAAAUAUACAUAUAAUAUAAAAA